AUGGCGCACAACGGCAAGGCACUCACAGGGCGCUACAAUGCCACGCCCACCUAUGGCUUCGACAACGAGCAGAACUACUGCUUGGAAAGGGGCUCCUGCAUAUUUAAUUCCCAACAGUUGCCGUCUCCAAUGCCCCCUUCACCAUACGCCUUGGCACGCGUGAGCAGCACACGCAACUUCGAGCUCGAGAACCACACACCGCCGGCAUGUCCCGGCUCUGGACCCAUUGCCAUGACGAACGGCACCAUCCAGUUGCGCCUCCGCGAUGGCGUGCGGCGUGCGCUCUCAUCUACCUGGUGGACACAGCCGGGACGCGCACCACAACCGACACUCACCGAUCUGACCAAGGACUACACCCUGGCAGUGUUCUAUGACGACUCGCGGCAUGGUCCCUCUUAUAUGGCUGAAGCCCAUGACGUGAUUGCCAAUUCAGCUUACACCUGUACCGAGGAUGGCACUGAGAUCUAUGACAUAAACGGAUUUCGCAUCACCCAGGCAGCCGAUGGCCUGGUGAAGGUCACUCGUGUGGACAACAAGUGCUUGAUUCGCACCAGUCCCGGAAAUGGAUCGGCCACUUUGACCACACCUGGCAUCCAUUGCACUGCCUCUCUGGGCAAGACCUCGCAUCUGUUUGUUCGUCGCAAUGAGAAGCGCAUGCACUUCGAUGGAUCCUGUUUCAUUGUACGCAACGCCGGACACUCCGCCGGCUUCAAUGAGAACAACCUGCUCAUUGUCUACUGAGCGGCGUUCGUAGUCCGGAGUUAGAAACGGUGCAGUGG
Drosophila miranda is the source of this 779-nucleotide messenger RNA. RefSeq lists its product as uncharacterized. Lineage: Eukaryota; Metazoa; Arthropoda; Insecta; Diptera; Drosophilidae. The coding region runs from base 1 to 741 and encodes 246 amino acids. The transcript is spliced from 5 exons. The record is from RefSeq and is a predicted model, not a curated record.